Molecule: messenger RNA, 6910 nt
Organism: Paramisgurnus dabryanus
Lineage: Eukaryota; Metazoa; Chordata; Actinopteri; Cypriniformes; Cobitidae
Source: RefSeq, a predicted model, not a curated record
CCUUUCUGGUUAUGUCAUAUAAAAACAACAGCGUACAUCCAGUGGCGCCGCUCGGAUGUUGUUAGUAUAACGUUAAUACUUUAAUAUGUCGCCAACAGUCCUCACAAAUAUCAAUGCGAUUUUUGUGUUAUUUUUGGCUCAUACGUCAGUUAGCCUUCGAUAAUAUAGAAGUUUAAUAGACAAAUGGCAGAGAUACAACAAGAAUGCGGAUAGACACGAAAGGAACAACGUAGGUUGCUCUAGGUAGAUGUGGACUCAGGGAAAUUUGUAUUUUUAAAAUACGAGAGAGUGUCCAGAUGUGUUAGAUACUGUAGGACUACCUCACCCGAAGUGACCUCAACGAAGCAGCAGGAAAUGAAAUUGGAGAGGCAUUAAGUGCACACACUCGUGUCUGCAGCUGCCGCGCGCAUUUCCCCAUCGCUGCGCGCGUCCCGACGGCUGUGCGCGCGGACCCCUGUAAACACCGGUGGGACAAAAUGACUAUCCCGAAAGACAUCCCGGAGAAGUGGUUCCCAGUCAUUCUUCCUCUUAAACGGAAAAAAGAGGAAUUAUCCAGCUCAACAAAAAUAAGAAACACCGCAGAGGAGGAAAGGAGAGUCCGAGCCAACGACAGAGAGUACAAUGAGAAGUUUCAGUACGCUAGCAACUGCAUCAUGACCUCGAAGUACAAUGUCAUCACCUUUCUACCUGUCAACCUCUUUGAGCAGUUCCAGGAAGUUGCCAACACCUACUUUCUGUUUCUACUCAUACUGCAGUUGAUUCCACAGAUCUCCUCAUUAUCCUGGUUCACCACCAUUGUGCCUUUAGUGCUGGUGCUGAGCAUCACUGCAGUCAAAGAUGCCACGGAUGACUAUUUUCGUCACAAAAGUGACAACCAGGUGAAUAACCGUCAGUCUCAGGUCCUCAUCGGUGGCAUUCUUCAGAAAGAGAAAUGGAUGAAUGUCAGAGUCGGUGACAUCAUCAAGUUAGAGAACAAUCAGUUUGUGGCGGCUGAUCUGCUUCUGCUGUCCAGCAGUGAACCUCACAGCCUGUGUUACAUUGAGACUGCAGAGCUAGAUGGCGAAUCAAACAUGAAGGUGCGUCAGUCUCUGUCUGUUACCUCAGAGCUGGGAGAUCCUAAUAACCUGGCCCAGUUUGACGGAGAGGUGGUGUGUGAGCCCCCCAACAACAAGCUAGACCGUUUCUGUGGUACUCUGUAUUGGAAAGACUGUAAAUAUGCCCUCAGCAACCAGAACAUGCUGCUGCGCGGCUGCGUACUGCGCAACACCGAGAGCUGUUAUGGCCUUGUUAUAUUCGCAGGUCCUGACACCAAGCUGAUGCAGAACAGCGGCCGAACUAAGUUCAAGCGAACCAGUAUAGAUCGACUGAUGAACACACUGGUGCUGUGGAUUUUUGGCUUCCUGGUGUGUAUGGGAGUGAUCUUGGCCAUAGGAAACGCAAUAUGGGAAAAGGAAGUGGGUGCUUUGUUUCAGAGUUUCCUACCCUGGGAUCCUCCAGUUGACAACUGUAUCUUCUCUGCCUUUCUCUCCUUCUGGUCUUAUGUCAUCAUCCUUAACACAGUUGUGCCUAUUUCCCUCUACGUCAGUGUGGAGGUGAUUCGUUUGGGUCACAGUUAUUUUAUUAAUUGGGACCGGCGGAUGUUCUGUAGCCAUAGUAACACAGCAGCGGAGGCCCGAACCACCACACUGAAUGAAGAGCUGGGACAGGUGGAGUACAUCUUCAGUGACAAGACAGGAACCCUCACUCAGAACAUCAUGACCUUUAACAAGUGCUCCAUCAAUGGCCAUGCAUACGGUGAGGUGGACACUCUUAGUGCCCAGCAAAAGAGGACUCCAGAGCCCCUGGACUUCAGCUCGUGGAACCCCUUAGCAGACCGUGACUUCUGUUUUUAUGACCAGUCUCUGCUAGAGGCUGUCAUGAUGGGGGAAUCAGCAGUGCAUGAAUUUUUUCGUGUGCUGUCUCUCUGCCACACAGUCAUGAGUGAGGAGAAGAGCGAGGGAGCGCUGUUAUAUAAGGCUCAGUCUCCAGAUGAGGGGGCAUUGGUAACAGCUGCCCGUAAUUUUGGUUUCGUGUUUCGCUCCCGAACGCCUGGUACGGUCACCACACAAGAGCUUGGCAAAUCGGUGACGUACACGCUCCUCGCCAUCCUGGACUUCAAUAACAUUCGCAAAAGAAUGUCUGUCAUAGUGAGAAAUCCAGAGGGCCAUAUACGUCUUUACUGUAAGGGUGCAGACACUGUGCUUUUUGAGAGGCUUCAUCCCAGCAACCAAGAGCUGUUAAACAUCACUUCAGACCAUCUUAACGAGUAUGCAGGUGAUGGGUUACGGACGCUUGCUGUGGCCUAUCGGGAUCUGUCUGAGGAGCAGUGGGAGGAGUGGGAGGAGCGCUAUCGUUGUGCUGAUAAGGCCACAGACUGCAGAGAUGACCGGCUGGCUGCUGCCUAUGAGGAGAUUGAACAAGAUAUGAUGCUGCUUGGGGCCACAGCUAUAGAAGAUAAACUACAAGAGGGGGUUCCUAAGACAAUUGCCAUUCUCUCAUUGGCUAACAUCAAGAUCUGGGUGCUAACUGGAGACAAGCAGGAGACUGCAGUGAAUAUUGGUUAUUCCUGUAAGAUGUUAACCGAUGCCAUGACAGAGAUCUUCAUUGUUAAUGGACACACUGUCCAAAGCGUGCGUGAAGAACUGAGAAAAGCCAGAGAGCGGAUGAUUGAGUCAGCACGCACCAGGGAUGGAGGGAAGGAAGCGGAGGCUCAGGGUUGGGGUGGAGCUUGUGCAGUUGGCAAUGGAUGUGGAGGUGAUGCUGCUAAUUGGAGUCCUGAUGAGAGUAAACGCCCCCCUCCUCAGGCCCCACCAUCUUCCCUGCUGGAGUCUAUCGGUGGAGAGUUUGCCCUCAUCAUCAGCGGACACAGCCUGGCUCAUGCAUUGGAAGCAGAUAUGGAGCGUGAGUUUUUGGAUACGGCGUGUGCAUGUAGGGCAGUGAUCUGCUGCAGGGUGACUCCUCUUCAGAAAGCUCUGGUGGUAGAGCUGGUUAAGCGUCAUAAGAAGGCCGUCACACUGGCCAUUGGAGAUGGAGCCAAUGACGUCAGCAUGAUAAAGACGGCUCAUAUCGGCGUAGGCAUUAGCGGUCAGGAGGGGAUCCAAGCUGUGCUGGCAUCAGAUUACUCCUUUUCCCAGUUCCGCUUCUUGGAGCGACUCCUGCUGGUGCAUGGACGCUGGUCUUAUUUGCGCAUGUGUCGCUUUCUCUGUUACUUCUUCUACAAGAACUUUGCUUUCACUAUGGUGCACUUCUGGUUUGGAUUCUUCUGUGGAUUUUCAGCACAGACUGUUUACGACCAAUAUUUCAUCACUCUUUACAAUAUCGUGUACACAUCCCUGCCCGUGUUGGCAAUGGGCAUCUUUGAUCAGGAUGUACCUGAGCAGAGGAGCAUAGAGUAUCCCAAACUCUACGAGCCCGGCCAGCUCAACCUGCUGUUUAAUAAACGAGAGUUUUUCAUCUGCAUUGCACAAGGAAUCUACACCUCUGUGGUUCUGUUCUUCAUUCCGUAUGGAGUUCUGUUUCAUGCCACGCAGAGCAACGGCGUCCCACUCGCAGACUAUCAAACUUUUGCAGUAACAACUGCGACAGCCCUUGUCAUUGUUGUCAGCGUCCAGAUUGCUCUGGACACUGGUUAUUGGACAGCUAUCAAUCACUUCUUUAUAUGGGGCUCUUUGGGUACCUACUUCACUAUCCUCUUUGCCAUGCACUCCAGCAUCCUGUUCAGGAUUUUCCCUAAACAGUUCCAAUUUCUUGGCAGUGCCCAUAACACAUUAAGCCAGCCUGUGGUGUGGUUGACCAUUGUUUUGGCAACAGUCGUUUGCAUUGCUCCAGUCCUCGCCUUCCGCUUCCUCAAACUGGACUUAAAACCUCAGCUGUCAGAUACGGUGCGCUACACUCAACUUGUGCAGCAGAAAAAGCGGAAGCCCUGUGGCCGCACGGGUCGUGGAGUGGGUGGGGCCGGACCAGCUGGUGGCAGCGCUCUCGGUCGUCUGGGGAGAGGUGGCUCUCGGCGCUCUGGAUAUGCAUUCGCCCAUCAGGAAGGUUUCGGCGAGCUGAUCACGUCAGGAAAGAACAUGCGCCUGAGCUCGCUGCCUCUCGCCUCAUUCGCCUCUCGCCAUAGCAGCGGUUGGAUUGACACUCUUCGCAAGAAAAAACACGCAAACAACACAGGUUCACAUAUUACACUGACCGCUGCAGACGACAACACGGCUUCUGCUCAUGGCACACCUCAUUCUGCAUCUUCCUCUAUGAUUGGCCCUCAAGACACAACGCAGGCCGAGGCAGGGCAGGGGUGUAAUGAACCUGUCCUUACUAACAACCCUGAUGAUAUUGCUCUGAGCAUGGUUAGAUUUAGAGAAAAAGAGGCUGGGGGAUGUAGUGCUGUAACGGUGCAGGAAUCAAUGUUUGCAUGCAGGGGUCCUGGAACUUCUGCCAUUGCAAAGGAAACCUUGAAUGGCGAGUGAGGAAAAGUGACCAACGGAUGGAUAAACCAAUUGGGAAUCACUGAUGUGAAUCCUCGCACCUUCUGGUGUUUAUUUGGCUGUGUUUCUGAGGACACGGCCGUGAAGACAGAGCACCUGACGGCUAGUUUGGGAGUAAAGACAUGCUUAAAUUCACAUGAAAACACAGAUCAAUAUGCAAACUGUGCAUCCAGACAGUGCAAAGAGUGUUAUCUGUUAUCACAUUCCCUGUACUGUAUAAGACCUCAGAUGUCUUGUCAGUAAGGGCCACUUAGUCAUUUGAUUUGUUUAUGGCUGAAAGAAAGUUUUCCAUUCUAGAAAAGCUUUCAAAACAUCAAACUAUUAGAUAACAUUGGCACAUAACAGAUUGUAAUGUUAAAGCUUUUUUUGCCUUAAAGGUAUUGUGGAGGAUUUUCUUUUUCCGGGUGGAUCAUCAAGACUAUUGGUCCUCCUAGUUGUCAAUCAGGAGUGUUGUGCAAUUGCAUUUUUUUAAAAAGAGGACAAGGCGGUUCUUUUCUAAAAUGCGAGAAAAUCCUAUGCUAUACCUUUAACUUUGAUCCUAAAAAGCCAUAUCAGUUUUAACUUUGAUUGGUUAUAUGAGUUUUAUGGCUGUUUUACACCGCAUGUGCCAGCAGAGAGUACGAGAAGCUGCAAUGUGACUACAGAAGCAGAACUGAUGUAACCCAGUGGUGUAGUGGUGCCCGGAGAAAUGGGUAUAUGCUUAAUUUACAGUAUGAUCCUUUUUUUAAGUAGCCCAACUAAGGUUGAAUGCCCUUGUGUUUCAGCGUAUUGGUCAUUUUUAAAUUAUUAUUAUUUAUCAAUGUUUAGAAUUUAAAAGUGGGUAUACCCCAUGCUCUUUAAUAAAGAAGUGGGUAUACUUCAUAUACCCUGCACUACACCACUGCCACAAACACUGAAAGCAUCUAUGCUUCAUAACAGCUGUGGCUCUAUAUAUGGAAAAUAAAGCUUUAUAAUAUAGUAUAUAAGUUAUAAUUAUAAUAUUACUUAGAAAUAAGUAAUUAUGUACUACCUAGUUCAAAAAACAACCAAAGCUAAUAAAAAUAUAUACUUCUGAAAAAUAGUACAAUGUUACUUCACCAUCUUCAUCUAAAGAGGAAGCUGUUAUAUCUCAGGCUUGGUUAUUUCUUAAUGAAUGCUUUUAAAAUAUAUUUAUUUUUAUGCACUUCUGCUGCUGUUGUGUGCAGUGUGAAAGGUCAAACUUGUUAAUAUGAGCGCCAUAAAAAUAUACAUUGCUUGCUUACACGUGCGGUAUAAAACAGGCCUUAAAAUAAAUGGGUAAUAGUAUCAACUUUAGCCACAUCAAGUUCUUAUCCUCAUUAGGGUGGUUUCCCAGACAGGGUUUAGGUUAAGCCAGGACAAGGCCUUAGUUAAAUUAGCACAUUUAAGUUGUUUUUACAAACAUAACUUACAAAAGACAAUAUUAGUGUGCAUCUUGAGACAAAACAAUAUCAUUGAUAUAUUUUAAUAUAUGUCAGGGCAAUAUGGUUUCUCAAAUUUGCAUUUUUUGGGACUAGGAUAAGCCCUGUCCGGGAAACUUCCUCAUAAUGUUUGUAAACAUGACCACUUAUCUCUUUUUUCAGUUUGUUUCAUAUAAAUAGUGCUCGUUUAUCAUCAUCAAGAAGUGAGCUUUUAGAGAUAAGUAAAUAACUGGUUUACCAACUAUAACUUACAAUAACUUACAAUUUGAUAUUCUGUUUCCACUGUUGAGAAUAGCACUUUGAUUUUGUGUUGAAGAAAACACUAUAGUUCUCGGUGAGAACGUGACUUUACUGUGUUAGAUGAAACCCUUCCUUCCUCAUCUGUUUCUUUGCACCAUAUUGGUGCUUCCACCUCUGAAUGUCUGUCUAGACUCAAAGCUGAUUGACUGUAAGUCCAACUCUGAUCUGCUGGAGUCAAGCUACCGUUACCCUGAGAGUUGUGGAUUGAUUCAGUGGACUGUGAGUGAAGGUUUGGAAAAAACUUUUCACUGAAGAGUUACCAAAUGGCAACUGGUCUAAAUGUGGCCUUCAUGGGUGUUCGAAUUUAAUAGGCUAGUAAGAAAGUAGUGGUGUGUGUUUUUUAUUGUUUAUGAGAGAGACAAAUAGUCAACAGUAUUAGAAAUACUUAAUGAGCUUCUUGGUACUUAUCAUGCACCUGGUGUAACUUACAGUAGAUUUAAUCGUACUGAUUAACAAAGAUAACAGCUAUAUGCCUUUAAAGAUAAACGUUACAGUGUUUAAAAUGUGUACGUCCUUACCAUUCACAGCAUCACAUUCUUUCAUGCAUUCUCUGUCUGUUACAACAAAAGAUUUAAAGUCAGCUCAAAAUCUUUUGGGGGUAUAUUUUUUCAGUUUCUGUUAAGGAAUUUAAUUAAGCUGCUUUCACAAAUGGGCCUAAUGGAAAAGUAUAAAAUU